AUGUUCCCCCUCCACAGAGCCUCAAUGCCAGCCGGGCGUUUCAGAACGGCUGCUCUAUCGAUGAAAAGCUACUCGUCAACCCCUAGCGCAAUAAAACGGGUUAGUCUUAUUCCGGGAGAUGGAAUUGGCCCCGAAAUUGCCGCAGCCGUGCAACGAAUCUUCUUUGUUGCCAAGGUGCCUAUUGAAUGGGAUCUGGUAAAUGUGACCCCAAUUAUCGGCGAAGAUGGAAAGACAUCUUUGUCUCCGGAGGCACUUGCAUCGUUCCAUUCGACACGAAUCGGCUUGAAGGGCCCGCUUGCAACGCCAAUCGGGACCGGUCAUGUUUCGCUGAACCUUUUGCUAAGAAACAUGCCGAAUUUGGAAACGCGCUAUCGUGAUGUUGAUACCGUAAUUGUACGAGAAAACACGGAGGGAGAAUAUUCUGGCAUUGAGCAUUUGGUGGUUCCCGGCGUGGCCCAAUCCAUCAAGCUGAUCACGGAAAAAGCAUCUAGACGUGUUUCAGAGUUUGCUUUUCAAUAUGCCAGGGACAUUGGCCGGCCAAAUGUCAUCGUUGUACACAAGGCCACCAUUAUAAAGGCCUCUGAAAAGUAUCCGGACAUCGCAAUGGUGGAUAUGUCUCUUGAUAAGGCAUGCCUUCAAGUAUGA
Messenger RNA from Mitosporidium daphniae, 645 nucleotides. RefSeq names its product subunit alpha of isocitrate dehydrogenase. The record is from RefSeq and is a predicted model, not a curated record. NCBI's taxonomy places the organism in Eukaryota, Fungi, Microsporidia. The transcript is spliced from 3 exons. Gene Ontology annotation, molecular function: isocitrate dehydrogenase (NAD+) activity. Gene Ontology annotation, biological process: isocitrate metabolic process; tricarboxylic acid cycle. Bases 1 to 645 code for a protein of 214 amino acids. Gene Ontology annotation, cellular component: mitochondrion.